AUGACAGAAGUAUCGUUUGCCAGGACGUUUCUCACGUCGCUCGACUCGCGGCCAGCCAACCUCUCGCCGGACCACGUCGAAGAUGCCCGAAACUUUCCCGCUCGUCCUCCCUACAUCCUCCCGCGCAUGCCCACCGAGAUGAGCCGCCCCCUUGGCGGGGGCGCCCGCGGCCCCGCGCCUGGCCAGGAGCGCAGCGUCACCGUCACGCUGCGCUCGCUGCGCAACCCGCCGCUCGACAUUAAGCUGGCUGCCCAGGCCCUCGGCACGUCGCUGCUCGACGUCAAGCAGGCGGCCGCGGCGCGCGCGCGUAUCCCCGCCGACAAGCUCAAGAUUCUGUACAACAAGCGGCCGCUGCCGGACAGCAAGGUGCUCAGCGAGGUGCUCGGGGACGACCCGCCGACGGCGGUCGUGUUCAGCCUCAUGGUGAUUGGGGGUGCCGCGGCGGUGCUGCCCGAGGAGGCGGCGGCGGCGGCGCUCGAGGUGGAUGAUGGGUUGUCGGUCAAGGCGAAAAAGGGCGCCGCGGCCGUGGAACAGCCCCAGUUCUGGACAGACUUAAACGGGUUUCUGAUGCAGAGGGUCAAGGAUGAGGAGACGGCGGCGGAGCUGACGACGGUUUUUAAGAACGCCUGGGAGUCGAACAAAGCAAAGCCCUAG
Cordyceps militaris CM01 is the source of this 654-nucleotide messenger RNA. Its product is annotated as Ubiquitin supergroup. The record is from RefSeq and is a predicted model, not a curated record. Bases 1 to 654 code for a protein of 217 amino acids. The transcript has 2 exons. Gene Ontology annotation, molecular function: protein binding. NCBI's taxonomy places the organism in Eukaryota, Fungi, Ascomycota, Sordariomycetes, Hypocreales, Cordycipitaceae.